AGACUUGUACAUUACACACAAAAGCUAUCAACUAUGACUUGCUAUGCCAGUUGAUACAAUCGUUUUGUUUGGCUUGAGAGAAACAAGAAUACGGCACGGAAGUAAGCAUUUGGAGCUGCUGCUGCCGCGAAGUGCACCUGACGGUCCUUACUGUUCUGGGCUCAUUUUUAACAGGCAGAUAAAUAUCAAUUAUGUCUCUCUACAGCACACUUCGCUAUUCACUGAUUAGCUCGAAAGUGGGCGGACUGUGCGGCCCGGCGGCUGCCCGGCUCGCCUCCUCCUGGACGGGCCGCGAGGAGCUGAAGGAUGACGACCCGGAGAUGUGGAGCCUACUGCAGGAGGAGAAGGACCGCCAGGUGCACGGACUCGAGCUCAUCGCCUCUGAGAACUUUGUCAGCCGCGCCGUCCUGGAGACGAUGGGCUCCUGCCUCCACAACAAAUACUCGGAGGGCUACCCGGGACAGAGGUACUACGGCGGCACGGAGGUGGUAGACAAGGUGGAGCUGCUGUGUCAGCAGCGCGCGCUGGACCUGUACCGCCUGGACCCGGCGCGCUGGGGAGUCAACGUGCAGCCCUACUCGGGCUCUCCGGCCAACUUUGCGGCGUACACGGGAGUGCUGGAGCCGCACGAUCGACUGAUGGGCCUGGACCUGCCCGACGGCGGACAUCUGACUCACGGCUUCAUGACCGAGAACAAGCGCAUCUCUGCGACGUCUGUGUACUUCGAGUCGAUGCCGUACCGUCUGGACCCGAGCACGGGCUACAUCCACUACGACAAGCUGGAGGAGACGGCGCGCCUGUUCCGGCCGCGACUUAUCAUCGCCGGCACCAGCGCCUACUCGCGCCUCCUCGACUACCCGAGAUUCAGAAAGAUCUGUGACGACGUGAAGGCGUACCUGUUGGCGGACAUGGCGCACAUCUCGGGCCUGGUGGCGGCCGACGUUAUCCCCAGCCCGUUCGACUAUGCCGAUAUCGUCACCACGACCACGCACAAGACGCUGCGCGGCGCCAGAGCGGGUCUGAUUUUCUUCCGGCGCGGUGUGCGCUCGGUGGAUAAGAAGGGCAAGGAGACGCUGUACGACCUCGAGUACCGGGUCAACUCGGCCGUGUUCCCGGCGCUACAGGGCGGGCCGCACAACCACGCCAUCGGCGGCGUGGCCGUGGCGCUCAAACAGGCGAUGAGCCCCAUGUUCAAGGAAUACCAGCUGCAGACGCUGAAGAACUCCAAGGCCAUGGCUGCGGCGCUCAUCAAGAACGGAUACUCGGUCGUGUCGGGAGGCACCGAUAACCACCUAGUGCUGCUGGACCUGCGUCCCAAGCAGCUGGACGGCGCUCGCGUGGAACUCAUCUGCAACCUGUGCAACAUCACCGUCAACAAGAACUCUGUGCCGGGAGACAAGUCGGCGCUGAACCCCGGCGGCCUCAGGCUCGGCGCCGCCGCACUGACAUCUCGUGGCAUGAACGAGAACGACUUUGUGUUCAUGGUGGGCUUCAUCGACGAGGCGGUCAACAUCGCCACAGAGCUCAAGGCAAAAACCGGCAAGAGUCUGAAGGACUACAAGGCCGGCCUGGCGUCCGACGCCGAAACGGCAGCCAAGAUAGCCGAUCUCAGGAAGCGAGUGCGCGAGUUCGCCAAGCAGUUCCCGAUGCCCGGCUUUGACGACCACUAAGUGCCGUGCGCCAAGCCACAGCCGCCGGCCGCCGCCUUGAACACGGUCAGAUGCGAUCGGGCUGGUCGGGGCCCAUUCUUCCGAGAUCAGGGGAACCUUCAGCGGGUACUGUUGACCGUUUGUUUUGUCAGAUAAUGGUGUGUGCUACCAUUGAUGUUUUUUAUUAAAACGGUCGUUUUUUUCAGUUACCUGUUCAGGUAUUUUGAAGGUCGAUUUUACGAGGACGUCAUGUGAAGCCAUGACUGCACAGUGCACAGUAUGCACGUGCUUAUUCUUAUCCAUGCCGAUUGAUAUGAAUGAGGAAGCUAUUUUUAGGAGUCUAGGACGAUAUCAGCCCAGGAUAUUCUGCCGCAUUCUCCCAAUGCUAACUCAUGAUACCAUGACAGGUCGAUGUCUGGAGAUACGGUGUAGCGGUACAUUUAUAUAUAAAACAUUGGGGCCCAUUUUCGGGCAGGCCAUGCAGUGCGUGUUGGCCAUUCCCAUGCGUCCCGCUCAUUCAGUGACAGCAGCUCGCUGCCGUCACAUGUGUUAUAGCUGUGUAUAUACUAGAAACACCACUUUCAGUGGCGCUGCCCCUGCCGGCCACUGCCAAAGCCGUGUCCAAGAGUGUGACUGCCCAGCCCCCCUCCCUUCCUCUCUCCCUCUUUCCUCCGCUGACUCCCUCUCCCUCCGUUCCUUCGACAUUGUACUUCACUUGUUAGAAGUAGGAGCUGCGUCUGUGGCCACUGGCGGGUUCUGUGCAAUUCGAGACUUUCCACUGAGGGUGGUGACUUGCUCAUCUGUCCUAUAGCGACGGAAGAUGUCUCUCAUCUGUUUUCUUAGUUUCAAGUCGAGUGUGGGCCUAGUCGUAAGAGAUAUGUCGGCUGUGUAGAAUUACUUAGAAAGAUGCUAUUGGGUUUGUAGAUAUCUCGCACCAAAUAACGAGAAAUAAGUUCGUUCACGACCAAACGAGGGCUCUAAACCCCAGCACUACUUACUCGAUGACGAAUGCCAUUUCGAUUUGCUCUCGUCCAAUGUCCCCCGUUCUCCACUUCCGUUUCGCUAUGUGUUUAUCGUAUUUCCACACACAUUUUCACUCGCUUUGCCUGUUGGAUGCUGCCUGAGCAGGGAGCCCUGUGUUCCAACUGUGUGUUAUGCAGUGUCCCGGCGGUCUGAUGUCGCCUGUGCCGCCAUCUAUGCUGUUCAUCCGCCGUGACCUCCCGUCGCAGUGAUAUGCGAUUCUCGAUGGGGUUUGGUUUUGCUCCCAAACCGUGUGUGCGUAGUGUAUUUCGUGUAUCUUUUCGUGGGUUUUUAAAUAUAUUAUUUGGAUAUUA
This is a messenger RNA of Amphibalanus amphitrite, 2983 nucleotides long. RefSeq names its product serine hydroxymethyltransferase, mitochondrial-like. Gene Ontology annotation, biological process: L-serine catabolic process; folic acid metabolic process; protein homotetramerization. The record is from RefSeq and is a predicted model, not a curated record. The transcript has 12 exons. Gene Ontology annotation, molecular function: mRNA regulatory element binding translation repressor activity; cobalt ion binding; pyridoxal phosphate binding. Lineage: Eukaryota; Metazoa; Arthropoda; Thecostraca; Balanomorpha; Balanidae. The coding region runs from base 192 to 1670 and encodes 492 amino acids. Gene Ontology annotation, cellular component: mitochondrial matrix; BRISC complex; nucleus.